Onychostoma macrolepis is the source of this 4303-nucleotide messenger RNA. It is a transcript of the gene june, whose product is annotated as JunE proto-oncogene, AP-1 transcription factor subunit. The record is from RefSeq and is a predicted model, not a curated record. The transcript has 2 exons. NCBI's taxonomy places the organism in Eukaryota, Metazoa, Chordata, Actinopteri, Cypriniformes, Cyprinidae. Gene Ontology annotation, cellular component: transcription regulator complex. Gene Ontology annotation, molecular function: DNA-binding transcription factor activity, RNA polymerase II-specific; RNA polymerase II cis-regulatory region sequence-specific DNA binding; transcription factor binding. Bases 803 to 1774 code for a protein of 323 amino acids. Gene Ontology annotation, biological process: regulation of cell population proliferation; regulation of transcription by RNA polymerase II; regulation of cell cycle.
UUUUUGUCUCCACAGCGCCUGGGAUGCUGUUUGAGAUGGCUGGGGUUUCAUGUGCAUGCUUUCUAAUGUUUUAUGAGUUUGCAUCCCUUAUUUGCUAAUUCUAUUUAAAUCGGUGUUUCUUACUGUAUUUUUCUUGAUUGUACAGCCUUUUGGCAAAAUAUUUGUGCAACUUGAACUCAUUUAAAAACUGUGGGAGAAAGUCAAUUUCUGUCAAAAACAGAUGGCAUUUUGGUUGACAUUCAACCAAACACGUAAUAUUCAGCGCGUAUAUGCAUAGAACAGCGGCGCAUAUUCUUCCCAUAAUCACGUGACCCUCCGCGAACAUCGCAGGCGCUCCAGCGGCCAAUAAACGCGACGCUUCGCGCGGGAGGAGGCGCGUCUGACUGACUGUCAUGCGAGUUUCAGGAACAGAAGGGCGUGUGUUAUUAAUAAUCAGCCGAGCAGAAAGUCCCACAGUCGUUCUGACAGCGAGCAGACGAGGAAACGCAGCGCUCCGGAGAGGACGCGGAGCCGCGCGCUGUUCUUGAGCCGCGCUUGAUUCAUCGCUGCGUGGGUUACGCUUCUGCGCUCGGCGCUGCUUUCUGUCGCCUUCCAGCGUGACUAAUCGGAGCUUUGACGCAGUGGAUUGUUUCUUCAUCUGAUCGAUCCUACACACAGUUUAAGGCUGAGGAUUUCUGAAUGCCCUUCCCAAUCCCAACAACUCCACUGAUUAUUUUUUUUCCGUCGUGGAUGACUGAAAACACACAGCUGAGAUAAUUUCUCGCCAUAUUAUGUCUUGUGAGGAAUCUGUCUUGCUGUUUCAAUGACGGGUAAGAUGGAAACGCCCUUCUAUCACGAUGAUAGCGUUCCAAACUUUGGGCAAAUUCCAGACUAUGAUCGAUACCAAGGCCACAAGAUUAUGAGCAAGAAGAACAACAUGCCGCACAAUUUCUCCAACAGCGUGGGAAACGCCUCCAGCCUCAAACUCAACAGCCCCGGCGGUCUGGGCAUGAGCGGCAAUCCCAACGGCUCGCUGAUGUCUUCUCCAGACAUGAACCUCCUGAAGCUGUCCUCUCCAGAUCUGGAGCACCUGAUUAUCCAGUCUAACCAGGGGCUGGUUACUACAAGCCCGGCUCCCAACGCGUCCGCCAAUCCUUUCAUGUAUCGAAACCAUGCCACAAACGAGCAGGAGGGAUUCGCCGACGGCUUCGUCAAAGCUCUGGCCGACCUGCACAAGCAGAAUCAGCUGGUCGGGGCCCCCAUGUCGCCCUCCUCCUCCAUCCAGGGCCCCUACCAGAGGAACCUGAUGCCGGCCGCAGACAUGCCCAUCUACACCAACCUGAGCAGCUACAACCCCAACCAGCUGCCCUCCUCUUACCCCGGCGGCCAGAUGGCCUACGCCUCGCCCCACGGCCCUCAGACCCGGGGCCCGGACGCUCCGCAGACAGUGCCCGAGGUGCCGCACCCGCCCGGGGCCGACCCGGCCAGCUCCCCGCCCUCGCUCUCGCCCAUCGACCUGGAGACCCAGGAGCGGAUCAAGGCGGAGCGCAAGAAGCUGCGGAACCGCAUCGCCGCCUCCAAGUGCCGCAAGCGGAAGCUGGAGAGGAUCUCGCGGCUGGAGGAGAAGGUCAAGGUGCUCAAGACGCAGAACUCGGACCUGGCCUCCACCGCCAGCAUCCUGAGGGAGCAGGUGGCUCAGCUCAAACAGAAAGUCAUGAAUCACGUCACUAACGGCUGCCAGAUCGCCGUCAGCUCGGCCGGCAUGGCCAAGAGCGGGGAGAGUACCAGCUGCUGAAACCACAAGAGGCUUUUCUAAUGACUUUCUCUUUAUCUGCUCUCGCGCUCAUUCUCUGUCUCUCUCAGCCCCGUCUUGCUUCUGCUGGAAGGGCGAGGCGGGGGAGACCCGUGCAUGAGAGCGACGCCGCUUUCCAUCUGUCCGGGAUUGACAAUCCUGCACACGCUCCCGAAGUACGUUCUUCAGCCGCUCCUUGGACUCGGGGUCAGUCCAAAGCGACAGGGAUGUGAAUGCGCUGCGGGUGGGAUGGUCAUAAAUGCGGUAAAGGGAACAAAAACUCAAGUAGGAAUUCUGCACUUGAAUACUUUUCUCUUUUUUCUGCAAACCCCGGCUUGCAACUUCACUUCAGGCCGACGGAAACUUUUCUCAACGUUUUUUUUUUUCUUUAUAAUCAGCGUCUCGUUCAACCGAUGGACAAACUUUAUAUGUUUUUGGGGGUUCGUGUUUCUAAAAUUGUUGCACUAUUAUGCAAACUUUUCUCCAAAGCACCUGACGGACUCUUACAAACGUGGAAGGGAACCGAUCCCUUUAUACUGCUUUGAGAUGUCACCUGUAUUCUAGUGGAAAUCUCUUGGUUUAAUCUGUCAUCUUGUCUCAGUAACAUUACAGCAUAUGUUUGUUGGUUGGUUGGUUGGUUUGAUAUUGUGCAAUUUGUGAAUAUGAGAAAAAAAUAUUUUAUACAAACCAAGACUUUUUCAAAAGUAUUAGCGUUUAAUAUCGCAACGUUAUAAGCAAAGAGACAUCUGCGGAUAAAGGAUCGUGGUACUGUGCAAAACUUUAAAUGGUACCUUUGGCCGUAUUUGAGUUGGGAAUUUCCUGAGCAUUCCGAGACCUUUUGCACUGUAAUCUCUCGUCCCGGCGGGAGAUACGCUCUAAUAAUGGGUUGAUAGCAUGUUUUUGCCAUUAUCUAAUGAGUAUUAAUGCUGUGUUAACCUGGAGUAACGGCGUGGAAAAGCUACUCUGGACUAAAGAAAUGGGAUGAUGCACCAAGUCAAGAGUCAUAACUGACCUGAAAUCAGAACGACAACAAAAGGGCUUUUGAUCAAUAGUAUUUUACUUUUCUUUUCUUUUUUUCUGCAUUUUAUUUUAUAAUUUUUUCUUUUUUAAUGAAUUAUGAAGCAAUUUUAUUUAUACAGAAUUUGUAUUUAUGUUGUUUUCUGAGGAGAGGAAGAACACGGUCGGAAUACUAGUGUCUUGUUGACACGUUAUUUUUUGGAAACUACACGAUUGCACAUAAAUCAGAAACAUUAAAUGAUGUGUAAUAUUUAUCCUCUGUGUAUAGCAUGACAGUUUGAACUAUAACUACAACUAUGUUUAUAGUAGGUAAAAUUAAUAAAUGAGGGAAAUUUUGAAAGAUUGUUGGUAAUGGCACCCAGACAUUGUUUUACAAGGCGAGCAGAAGUCAGCGCUCUGCUACAGACGUCGGAUCAGCUCGAUGACGUAACGCGCUUCGCGCCGCUGCGAUAAAGGACUCGAAGAAGGCCAGCUUUUGCGAAAACCGUCCGUGUGUUGAAGAGUCCUGUACGUCUGCCAGCGUUGCUGCUCAGAAUAUCUGUUCAAUGCCUUUCUUACAGUCAGUGGAGAUGCAGAUCAUUUUAUUUAUAUAUCUUUAUCCAUUACGGAGAUGAUUCAUAGGGAUACCUGAGACAGGUACUAGAACUGUCAAAUAACCUUGUGCAACAAGAAGAUAUUUAUUUUUUGAAACUUGAAUAAGGUUUUUGAUGUCACAAACGUAUUGUAUUUUUGUACAAAAUUGUUUUGUUUAAGAAUAGUGUGUGUACGGUACCUACUGUAUUACUUUGUAUCAUUCCGAAUGCUUUAUUUAUUGAAGUGGUUUUACUGAGCAGUGUGGUGUUGUUUUAUUUGAGCUCGGCUCCAAGCGUUUCUGUGUUGCUGGUUUGUGUUCGUACAUGCCUACUGUUGGUACAUUUGUCCACCGAGUGCUCGAGUUUUUCCACUGGUCCUUGCUUUGUUCCUGAUUGUUCUGUGUUCCUCUAUUUUAACCCUAAAUCUCGUGUUGUUUCCUGGGACAUGUACGGCUGUGUUUUUUGAUCCAACUCUAAAGACUGAUCGCGUCGAAAUCUUCGACAGACCACAAGGUCUUUUUUCUUUACUGUGUGUCGUAUAUACACAUACUGAAAAUGAGUUUACUCUGUUUACUUUGUGUGUACAGAAGGCGGUUUGUGUAACGAUUAUCUUCUCAGUCCUGAUCCCAAAUUAGAAUCAGACUUUCGUGACUGAGCGUUUUAAGGCAAAGAUGAAGUUUGAUGAUGAAUAUGUUACCGCAGCACGGUGUGUUUUGAUGUGUCAGAUUUUGACGGCCAGUUCUGGAGCCUCCUUUACUAUUUUUCGAGAGAAUUACACAAAGACUCGAGCGACUGGUGGUCAAACGUGGGCUGACGGGAACGUGUGACUAAGGGGCGACUUGCCUCGCUGGUUUAAUUGCUUCUAAAUGACUUGCGGUCUUCAAAUGCUGUUCAUUGUUUUCUUUUUUAUCAACAAUAAAGCAGAGUAGGUUUCUGAAAACUU